Molecule: messenger RNA, 1877 nt
Organism: Homarus americanus (American lobster)
Lineage: Eukaryota; Metazoa; Arthropoda; Malacostraca; Decapoda; Nephropidae
Product: ETS homologous factor-like
Exons: 6
Coding region: 345-1586 (413 amino acids)
Biological process (GO): regulation of transcription by RNA polymerase II; cell differentiation
Cellular component (GO): nucleus
Molecular function (GO): sequence-specific DNA binding; DNA-binding transcription factor activity, RNA polymerase II-specific
Source: RefSeq, a predicted model, not a curated record
UCACCGAGCGUCAACAACCAUCCUCUAGCCUCUCUCUCUCUCUCGUUUGUGUAUCCCGAUAUUGAGAGAUACGCAUGUUCUAACGUAACCAAUCAUAGAGACAUUAUCAAAGUUGUUAUAAACAUCUCUCAGCCAUAAAGAGAUAUUUCAAGACUUCAUCAUCAGGGAGCGAAGCGUCGAGGUCACACUCUCUGGCUGAACACUUCCAGCGCGACCAAAACGUUCCUGCCUCACUCACAGCUGAUCCUCACACACGUUCCAGCUUUUACAGACUUUCGAAAAGGAACGCAUCUCGCCACACAUACAGAAAUACGCUCACAAAGAGGCGUCCAACAUAAACAGACAUGGACGGGUCUAGCUACGAACAUCUGAGAGCGUCCUUCACACUGGAGGAGCCGCUCUUCAGUGGGGACGCCAGUAUAGACAGCCUCUGUCAGACGUACUUGGGAAAUUUGGACUCCUUCUCCUCUGGUCCGGAUGCCUACAGCAACUCUCUGGAGCCCCCCAGCCUCAGCCUGGACUACUACGGCAGUUCCCUGGACAUCAACAAUCUCAGUUUGGACUCACACAGCCCCAGAUUGGACUCUCUCAGCCCCAGAAUGGGCUCCUACAGCCCCAGACCGGACUCCCACAACAAUUCCGGUCUUCUGGAGGAAAUUGAAGCUUUCUCGAAGAUGGAUAUUAGAGACUGGAGAGGCGAGGACUGCCUCGACUGGGCAGGGAGUGUGUGUCGCCGGCGUGGUGUCGACCAGUCCACCUUAGACCUGUGGUCCUUCAAGGGGACGUGUGGAGCCCACCUGCUGCAGUACUCGUGCCAGGACUUCUGUUACCUUGUUGGGGGCAUCUACGGGCCCCUCUUUUACCAGGAGUUUAUACAGCUUCUACAGGAAUGUCAGAGUGGUAACAAUUCCUCGUCUUCCGCCACCACCAAGUUACACCACCGAGCGACACCCCCCAAGGCUACCUCGCCCUUACCCUACCCAAGUCCUGACCUCUCCAACGACAUCUCCCUUGGCUCUGACCACUGGGACCUGACCUCAGAGGACAUUAAGGAUCUCGACAGAUAUAUUCAGGACCCCAACGCUGCUCCUGCUGACUCUUACACGGCCGAUGGUCUGCAGGGCAUGGACUUUCUUGAGCAGUCUGUCCCUAUACAAUAUGAGAGCCUCGAGACAACGCCCGAGUCCGUCGCCAUGGUGUCAGCUGGCAAGGAUUCCACUACUCCUCUGCCCUCUAGUGAUCCCCUCCAGAAGAUCCGCCCUGACGCUAAGAAGAGAGAACGAGGACCUAAGAACUGGGAAUUCGUAAUACGACUUCUUGCCGACCCCCAGACCAACCCAUCCCUGAUACGGUGGGAGGAACAGACCCAAGGCACUUUCCGCCUCGUACAACCAGCUGUUAUUGCUCGUAUGUGGGGCCAGAGAGCGGACAGACCUAACCUAUCUUAUGACAACUUCGCCCGUGGGUUAAGGUACCACUACACCACAGGGGCCCUCCAACCGGUGUCCGAGAAGCAGUUGGUGUACCGCUGUGGUCCCAAGGCUCUCAAAUAUCUGAUUGAUCUCAGGAAACAGGGAUCACCGUAGAGAUUGAUCGUCACUCCUCGUCACUGGGAGGCUUAUCGUCACUCAUCGUCACUCCUCGUCACUGGGGAGUUAAUACAGGCGGUCAUGAGAAAUCAUCGUCACUCCUCGUCGACAGCCAUCGUUAACCACGUCUUCUAUCAUCAACAUCCGCUUCAGUACUCCUGAACGCCAUCCACCUUCACCCAAUAUCCUCACCGACAUCCAUCAUCACCCGAACAGUCCUCACCGACAUCCAUCAUCACCCGAACAGUCCUCACCGACAUCCAUCAUCACCCGAACAGUCCUCACCGA